AAAACCAUAGCAUUUAAAUAGUUAAAUCCCAGACUCUUGCUCUGUUUUUUGCAUGGCUGUGAGUGCAUCCUCAAUACUGAAGCGUCUUCUUCAAAACAUAAACCAUAAACCCCAAAACCUCAGUUCCAUAACCAAAUCUAUCCUCAACCACCUUAACUCAGGCCGUUUCCGACAAGCUGUUUCGGUUCUCUUUGCUUCCCCAGAACCCUUACCUUACUCUCUUUACGCCCAUCUUUUUUCCCUCUGUUCCUCCAAAAAAGAUAUCGUCGAUGCCCGGAAACUUGAAUGCCACCUACUCACGUUCUCUCCGUGUCCCCCAGUUUUCCUACUGAACCGUGCCAUCGAAGCGUAUGGGGAAUGUGGGUGUUUGGAUGAUGCAAGGGGACUGUUUGAUGAAAUGCCUGAACGGAAUGGUGGUUCCUGGAAUUCGAUGAUAACAGCAUAUGCAAGAAAUGGAUUUCAUGAAAGUGCUUUGUGCUUGUUUUCGGAGAUGAUUAGAGAAGGAAUCGUGCCAAAUGUGUUUUCAGUCGUUAGUGUAUUGGGCUCUUGUGGUAUUCUCUUAGAGUUUGGACUUUCAAGCCAAGUUCACGCGUUGGCCAUGAAAUAUGGUCAUUCAAAAAAUGUAAUUUUGGGGACUUCACUCGUUGACAUUUAUGGGAAAUGUGGGGUUAUGAGAAAUGCAAGGCGGAUGUUUGACGAGAUUGAGACUCCGACUGCUGUUUCCUGGAAUGUGAUUGUUAGACGAUAUCUUGAGAUUGGGGAUGGAAAGGAGGCAGUAUUAAUGUUUUUUAAGAUGAUCCGAGGAGAUGUUAAACCUUUGAGUUUUACAUUCUCAAAUGCUCUUGUUGCUUGUUCAACCAUGUCAGCACUUAAGGAAGGGAUGCAAAUUCAUGCUGUUGUGACUAAGAUUAACUAUGAGAAGGAUAAAGUGGUCUCUAGUUCACUUAUUGAUGUGUAUGUGAGAUGUGGGCAUCUAGAAAGUGCUCGUGCAGUAUUUGAUCAACUUGUUUCCAAGGAUUUGAUUUCCUGGACUGCGAUUAUGUCGGGUUAUGCCGUGAGUGGGAGAAGUAGAGAGGCAAGAGAACUCUUUAAUAUGAUGCCCGAACGGAAUCUUAUCUCAUGGAAUGCAAUGCUAGCAGGGUAUACUCGAUUGUCUCAUUGGGAUGAUGCCUUAGAAUUUAUUUUUCUUAUGAAGAGAAUAACUAAAGAAAUUGAUCAUGUGACGCUUGUUUUAAUUUUAGAUGUCUGUGCUGGCCUUUCAGAUGUUGAGCUGGGGAAACAGGUUCAUGGAUUCAUCUACCGUCAUGGGUUUUCCACCAAUAUUUUUGUAAGCAAUGCACUUCUCAAUAUGUACGGAAAAUGUGGAACCUUGAAAAGUGCCAGAGUUUGGUUUUAUCAAAUGAGUGAGGGACGGGAUACUGUUUCUUGGAAUGCUUUACUAACUAGCUAUGCACGGCAUCAGCGGGGUGAGCAGGCUAUUUCAUUAUUUAGUGAGAUGCAAUGGGAGUCGAUACCCAGCAUAUAUAUCCUUGGAACCCUUCUUACAGCUUGUGGAAAUAUAUUUGCCCUUAAUCAUGGCAAACAAAUCCACGGGUUCAUGGUUAGAAAUUUUUAUGAGCUGAAUACAGUGAUAAGAGGAGCAUUGGUUAGCAUGUACUCUAAAUGUCGUUUCGUUUUAUAUGCUUUUGUGAUUUUCAAAGAGGCAGAUUCACGUGACGUGGCUCUUUGGAACAUCAUGAUUUUCGGACUUUGUCACAACGGAAGGGGUAGAGAGGUACUUGAACUUAUUGGAUUGAUGGAGGAGGGUGUCAAACCAGACCAUGUAACCUUUCAUGGCAUUCUGCUUGCAUGCAUAUGUGAGCAUGAAGCAGAGUUGGGUAGGCUUUAUUUUAAUUCAAUGAGUGAUGAAUAUUUCCUUAUACCCCGGAUGGAACACUAUGAGUGCAUGAUUGAACUCUAUAGCAGGUGUGGGUGCAUGGAGGAGCUCGAGAAAUUUGUUAAGAGUAUGCCAUUUGAGCCAACUGUGGCAAUGUUGACCAGAAUUUAUGCAUGCACGAAGCAUGGUGCUGUAAGGUUUGGGGAAUGGGCUGCUGAACAACAUAAUCAGUUGAAUUCUUAUACUCCACUAAGAUAUCAACUCAAGGACAAUAGGAAAACAGGUAGGUAGGCAAGUGUUGGUAUGUAAACAAAAUGUUCUCCAGAGGGUCUUUUUAUCCCAAA
Molecule: messenger RNA, 2220 nt
Organism: Hibiscus syriacus
Lineage: Eukaryota; Viridiplantae; Streptophyta; Magnoliopsida; Malvales; Malvaceae
Product: pentatricopeptide repeat-containing protein At3g26540-like
Biological process (GO): RNA modification
Molecular function (GO): RNA binding; protein binding
Source: RefSeq, a predicted model, not a curated record